CCAGUUAGCUCCCAAGCUGUGUCCCGCCUUGCGCUCAGUCGGUGCGUCUUGUACUGGCAGGCCUGAACUGAUAAAAAAAUUCUGCUUCAGCUCGUUCGCGGGCACGGCACUCCCGUUCUAUUGUUACUUCAAAUGCCCAGACGCCAUGGCACAGCUGACAGCAAGGUUAGCCGUGGCCGCUGUGGUGGUACUGUUUCGCCAUGCUUCUGCCGAUGAGGCAGUAGAGGAGAGCUCAACGCAAAGCGUGCCAGACCUUUUGGAGUGCUACGAGUACGUAGUGGUGGGUGCCGGAUCCGCGGGAAGCGUUGUGGCCAGCCGACUGUCUGCCAAUACUUCAUUCAAUGUGCUCCUCCUUGAAGCCGGCCUCGAGGAGACGCCCGACCUGCUUGUUCCUUUCAACUCUCCAUUCGCGGCCAAUGUUAACAACACCUGGAUGUACGCCACGGUACCGCAAAACAAUUCGUGCCUGUCUUUCCCAGGCCAGAUGGCAGUCCUGACCUUGGGCAAAAUUAUGGGCGGCACGAGUUCAAUCAACUCGAUGAACUUUGUCCGUGGCAGCAGGCACGACUUUGACAAGUGGGAAAAAGAAUACAACGCCACUGGCUGGAAUUACUCGUCUGUGUUGGAGAACUUCAAGGCUAUCGAGAACUUCAACCAGAGCAUCGGGUCCGAGGAAGAGAGAAAGAAGUACCACGGCUUCAAUGGUGAGACGCCGGUGAAUUAUCCCCGCUACAAUACGUCACUGAGCUAUGCUUUCCUUAAUGCGUGCAGGGAAGCUUGUUACAGCUACGUCGACUACAACGGCGAAAAUCAUACAGGGUACUCAAGAGUACAGUCCAACACUGCCUACGGAAUCAGAUGGAGCGCCAAUAAGUGCUUUUUAAAGAGUGGGCAACAGAACCGCACAAAUCUUCACAUCUCUAUGAACAGCACCGUCACUAAGAUAAUCUUCAACAAGGAUAAUCGAGCCACACACGUAGUUUUCCUCAAAGAUGGCGUCGAAAGGAACGUAACCAUCGGCAACGAGCUGAUACUGUCGGCAGGAGCAAUCAACACUCCAAAGCUGCUCAUGGUCUCAGGAAUCGGACCUAAACAGGAUCUGGAAGAACGCAAUAUUACACCUGUGGCGGACCUUCCAGUGGGUGUGGGACUCAUGGAUCACAUCAUUUUCCUGGGCCUUGUCGUUACUACGACUAACGAUCUCGUAGGGAAUACGUGCAGUUCAGGAGGAAACUGCAUCGCUAACGGGCUUCUCACUAUACCUGGUGCAUUCGAAGCGCUGCUUUUCACCACUAGCGGUGAAAACUCAACCGGACUCCCGGACUAUCCUGACAUAGAGCUGGAAUUAACGGACCUUUUUCCUGAUCCACGAAUUCAACAGUCACCAUACGUUUCGAAUCACACGUAUGAGAAAUAUUACAUGCCGAUGUUCAACAAAACUGGCUUCAUGAGCGCUGUCGCCAUGGUGCAACCAAAGUCCCGUGGAACCGUCAAGCUAAACAAGACACACCCGGAAGCACCGCCACUGAUCGACCUCCAGUUUCUAUCUGAAAACGAGGAUGUGGAGCGAAUCGUGAACGGUACCCUUAAAGUAAUGCAGCUCUUCAACACGAAUGCCAUGAAAAAAAUUGGUGCUGAAAUUUGGAACGGGUCUUACCCGAACUGUGAGAAUCACACCAUUUGGUCACCGGAGUACAUAGCAUGCUUCGUCCGGCAGGCUGCUUUCCCUGGACAACACGUUUGUUGCACAUGCCCUAUGGGCGACCGAAAUGACUCAGUCGUCGACUCGAGACUAAGGGUGAGAAAUGUUACCAACGUGAGAGUCAUCGACGCUUCAGUGAUGCCCAGAAUCCCAGCCGGAAAUAUUAAUGCGGCCGUCCUGAUGAUCGGCGACAAGGGAGCCAAGAUGGUGUUAGAAGACUACAACACUCGUGUGAGACGAGCCUGAGCAGCGAAUAAUAUUUUCCAGCGUUACGCGCCGCUGCCACAGCAGUGUAGCGCGCAAUUUUAUUGAAUAAGCUCAAAUAAACGCUUAUCUACCUUC
Molecule: messenger RNA, 2044 nt
Organism: Dermacentor silvarum
Lineage: Eukaryota; Metazoa; Arthropoda; Arachnida; Ixodida; Ixodidae
Product: L-sorbose 1-dehydrogenase-like
Exons: 12
Coding region: 146-1948 (600 amino acids)
Molecular function (GO): flavin adenine dinucleotide binding; oxidoreductase activity, acting on CH-OH group of donors
Source: RefSeq, a predicted model, not a curated record